Messenger RNA from Clarias gariepinus (North African catfish), 1903 nucleotides. It is a transcript of the gene fdps, whose product is annotated as farnesyl diphosphate synthase (farnesyl pyrophosphate synthetase, dimethylallyltranstransferase, geranyltranstransferase). The record is from RefSeq and is a predicted model, not a curated record. Lineage: Eukaryota; Metazoa; Chordata; Actinopteri; Siluriformes; Clariidae. The coding region runs from base 121 to 1185 and encodes 354 amino acids. Gene Ontology annotation, molecular function: (2E,6E)-farnesyl diphosphate synthase activity; dimethylallyltranstransferase activity. Gene Ontology annotation, biological process: trans, trans-farnesyl diphosphate biosynthetic process. Gene Ontology annotation, cellular component: cytoplasm. The transcript has 10 exons.
CUGAAUGUGGGCUGUUUGGGCUUUUCUUAUGGCACUCGGAAGGUAAAAUAAAACUGCACCCGCAACUGGCAGAGUAAUGUUUUGGCACUGUCAUUAGCUCCAGACAAGGACGAGGACACCAUGGGAGACAUCAGUUGCGGUAAAGCUGCCCACUUGUCAGACCCACAGCAUUUUGACAGAUACUUUGAGAAGCUGCUGUGUGAGUUGACAGAGCAGGACUUCACAGACCCGGUGCUUGCUGAUGCUCUCAAAAGACUGAGAGAGGUGCUGCAGUACAAUGCCACAGGAGGCAAGAGGAACCGUGGCUUGUCUGUGAUUGGCUCAUUACGAGAGUUGGUCCCGCCCUCCAAGCUGGCACCUGAAGAAGUGGAGCGUGCCUUGUUGGUCGGAUGGUGCAUUGAAUUGCUGCAAGCUUUCUUCUUGGUAGCCGAUGAUAUAAUGGAUGCAUCAGUAACACGGAGAGGUCAGCCAUGCUGGUAUAAAAAGGAAGGCAUUGGCCUGGAUGCUAUUAAUGAUGCUUUUCUGCUGGAGGGUUCCAUCUAUCGCCUUCUGCGCAGGCAUUGCAGACAGCAGCCUUACUACGUCCAUUUGUUGGAGCUUUUUACUGAGACAUCAUUCCAGACAGAGCUGGGGCAAGCUCUCGAUCUGAUGACUGCCCCCCCACACAAGAUCGACUUAAACCGCUUUUCCAUGGACAGGUAUAAAGCCAUAGUGAAAUACAAAACUGCAUUCUACUCUUUUUAUCUUCCAGUGGCUGCAGCCAUGUACAUGGCAGGAAUCGACAGCGAAGUGGAACAUCUCAAUGCUAAACACAUUUUGCUCGAAAUGGGGGAGUUCUUUCAGAUACAGGAUGAUUAUUUGGAUUGCUAUGGAGACCCUGCAGUAACAGGAAAGAUUGGCACUGAUAUCCAGGACAAUAAGUGCAGCUGGCUUGUGGUGACAGCACUAAAGGUGAUGACCCCUGAGCAGAGAGUGGAGCUAGAGACAUGUUAUGGGCGGAGUGAUGUGGAGAGUGUAGAGCGAGUGAAGGCACUGUACGACACUUUGGAAAUGCCUGUCCGAUACCACCAGUACGAGGAAGAAAGCUACCUGCGACUGCAAAACCUCAUCCAGUGUUAUGCUCAAAACCUUCCCCAUGCAGUUUUUCUAAACUUUGCAAAGAAAAUCUAUAAAAGAAACAAAUGAGAAAUGAUUUUAUUUUUACAUGAGAAUGGAAAAGUAUGUGAAUGUUUAUUGCAAUAUAACACAAAAAAAGAAAAGCAAUGCAUUUGAACAGUGGUGUAAAUAUAUCUUCUCAAGAAUAUAGACAAAUAAAUUGUAAGAACUUUGAAAAUAUGUUAUUUUUUUACACAUGUCUUGGACUUUUUGACUGACCAAAAUAAGCUUCUUUUUUUGAGAGAUUUCUCCAUAUUCUAAUAUUCUCUAAUAAUAAAUUUUCGAGCCAACUCUGACUGUUGAAUACUCUGAAUUUUGGUACAUUGUCCAAACCAAUUUUAUUUAAUUGUAUUUUUAUAUUGAUAAAGUUGGAAGAUCAGUAGUCCUGUGCUAAUAGAGUUAAUGAAAUAUAGGCAUUAAAUUUCACUUUACCACAGAGGGCAACAAAUUGCUGGUCAUCAGGCGGUGAGCGGUACCAAUCGUAUCCGUCAGUCUCUUCUCCUCAAUGGGUUCAUUAUUUGGCUGUGUGCAUUGUUUAAAGACUAAACAACUGUUGUUCACUUUCUGAAACUCGAAACUAGAAAUCUAACAUUCAAACUUUUCAUCUGUUUACCAACCUGUUUUUCUGCCAAAGGAAAUGUCAGUGAUAGGAUAAAUAGAUCUUUCUGUUGGGAACUGCUGAAACUAAGUGAAGCAGAAAUGAAUAAUGAUGAAAGCCAUUUAAAAGCAGUGAUGUUUGUGUGUGUGU